Paramecium primaurelia is the source of this 872-nucleotide messenger RNA. The record is from the annotation of a GenBank genome assembly. NCBI's taxonomy places the organism in Eukaryota, Ciliophora, Oligohymenophorea, Peniculida, Parameciidae.
AUGACAGCAUCUUUGCAUAUCCAAUUUUAUCUAAAUAAAUUAUUGAAUAUUUACAAAUUAUUGUAAGGAUCAGCAACAAUUAUAUAUCAUAUAAUUAAUGGAUCAAGAAAAAAGGUUGAAAAUGAUUUUACUAAUUUAAAAGAUUAAAUCCAUAAACUAUUAUAUUAGUUAAGAUCGACAGUUUAAUAAAAAGCCAAAUAUGCAAAUGUUUAAAGAAAUGUUGACUCUAUUAAAAAAGAUAUUAAAAUAACAUAGAAAGUUUAUUAGAUAAGUUGAAUGAAUUACUGCGAAAUAAUAUAAGGAUAAAAAUGUAUUACAUAUUCAUAUGUUAAGAAAUACUCUGAAAAAAUUAUACGAACUAAUAAAACAAUCUAAUUUAAUUAUAGAUAAUAAGUUUAUGAUUUAUAAUAGUAGUUAGAUCUAAAUGCUAUUAUUUAUUAAUAUUAAUAAACCAAUAAUAGUUUAGGGCAAGUGAGAACUUUAACGAAUAAUUUAAUGGAUCAAGAUGAUAGAAAACUUCCGUCAUUACUAUACAUGACUUAAAAUUAAAAAAGAUGUAAUAUAAAGAUGGAAAGAAAAUAAUAAAGAAAUAGAUUAAUAAUUAGAUAUUAUUAUUGAUGGUACUAAAUAAUUGAAAGACAAUUCUUAAUAGAUUGGACAAGUAUUUUUUGAAUUGAUUUAUAUAGAAAAUUGACAAUACAACCUAUUAAAUUGAUAAUAUAAUUAAUGAAGUGGAUGAAACAAAUUAGGAUUUAAAUAAAUAAUAAAAUUAAUUAUAGAGGAUUGUACAAAAAUAUAGAUAACCAAAUUAGUUUUUUUUAAUAUUCAUUCUGAUUGGAUUAUGUAGAGUAAUCUAUUUAAAUUUAAACUGA